AUGAAGAACUCCAACUCGGCCCUCAUUGCCGCUGGCAUCUUUGUUCAGAUGGCCGUUUUGGCCGCUGGCCACUCCAUUUUUCAGCAAGCGAGCAGCGGUUCGAAAGACUUUGGGUCAACCUGCGUUCGGAUGCCACCUAACAACUCGCCCGUCACCAGCGUGUCGAGCAAGGAUAUGGCUUGCAACGUUGGUGGCUCCAAGGGGUUGUCUGGCAUCUGCGAGGUUAAGGCCGGUGACGAGUUUACGGUCGAGAUGCACGCGCAACCCGGCGACCGGUCCUGCGCCCACGAGGCCAUCGGCGGCAACCACUUCGGCCCCGUCAUGGUGUACAUGAGCAAGGUGUCCGACGUCACCAGCGCCGACGGGUCGGCCGGCUCCUGGUUCAAGGUGGACGAGUUCGGCUACGACGCCAGCUCCAAGAAAUGGGGCACCGACCAGCUCAACGCCAACUGCGGCAAGCGGUCGUUCAAGAUUCCCAGCAAGAUCCCCGCGGGCGAUUACCUUGUCCGCGCCGAGGCGAUUGCGCUGCACACGGCGGGCCAGAGCGGAGGGGCGCAGUUUUACAUGAGCUGCUAUCAAGUCAGGGUUUCCGGCGGCAGUCGCGGCCAACUGCCCGCAGGAGUCAAGAUCCCGGGAGCGUACAGCGCCUCCGAUCCUGGAAUCCUCAUCGAUAUCUGGGGCAGCUCCUUCAAGGAGUACAAGAUUCCUGGUCCGGCCAUCAUUGAUCAGAGCUACUUUUGA
This is a messenger RNA of Parathielavia appendiculata, 741 nucleotides long. Its product is annotated as lytic polysaccharide monooxygenase. NCBI's taxonomy places the organism in Eukaryota, Fungi, Ascomycota, Sordariomycetes, Sordariales, Chaetomiaceae. The record is from RefSeq and is a predicted model, not a curated record. Bases 1 to 741 code for a protein of 246 amino acids. The transcript has 4 exons.